GAGGAGUUAUCGCGAGAGCAGCGGCAUACCGCGCGACCGCAGCGCUGCACGGAUGGCGCCGGUGGGGGCUGCGUGGGGCCGAGUCGAGCGGAGCGGAUACGCCCACGGCUCAGCCUCCUCUCCGCCGUUAAAUCACACGGUGGGACACACGAGCGGACGGAGAGAGGCGGCGACUGCAUCCGGGGGCAUGAAAGGACAUGGGAGCGUCUGGACGGCCCAAACAACAUCCAUCUGACAGGAUCCGCCAGAGGACCACUUGCCAGAGGACGAGUGACAAACAGAUGCCAGCAGCGGCUCUGGCAGCGAGCAGGCGGAUUCUGAAGAAGUAAAGCACGGCUGGAGAGGGGCCGGCUUGUAUGGGGGCCAAAUCCCCGUCCAAGACACACGGCGUCGCCUCCGUCUACCGCCUCCCUCCUCUUUUCUCCCAUUCGCCUUCUGUCACUCUCAUGGGAGUGACAUAGACGCCUCGGUGGGACCGCGGACGUCCAGGUAGGGAUGUCGUGGAAGAGGAACUACUUUGCGUCCGGCGGCGGAGCGGUCAGUGGGGCGCAGGGGCUGGCGACCCCGAGAACCAUGACCUCCAUCGCGCCCAGCAAAGGCCUGAGCAACGAGCCGGGACAGAACAGCUGCUUCCUGAACAGCGCCCUUCAGGUUUUGUGGCAUCUGGAUAUCUUCCGCAGGAGCUUUCGCCAGCUGACCAUACACAAAUGCAUGGAGGACUCAUGCAUCUUCUGCGCACUCAAGAGCAUCUUUGCCCAGUUUCAGUUCAGCAGUGAGCGCGUGUUGCCAUCCGACGCGCUGCGGAGCGCCCUGGCUAAGACCUUCCAGGACGAACAGCGCUUCCAGCUGGGCAUCAUGGAUGACGCUGCAGAGUGCUUUGAAAACCUCCUGAUGCGGAUUCACUUCCACAUCAGCGCAGAGAGCCGAGAAGACAUCUGCACGGCCAAACACUGCAUCCCGCACCAGAAGUUUGCCAUGACCCUGUUUGAGCAGUGCGUGUGUAACAGCUGCGGCGCCACGUCGGACCCGUUGCCCUUCAUUCAGAUGGUUCAUUACAUCUCGACCACGUCCCUAUGUAACCAAGCGGUGAGGAUGCUGGAGUGCCGGGAGAGGGCCACACCGGACAUGUUUGGGGAACUUCUUCGCAACGCCAGCAACAUGGGGGACCUGCGCAACUGCCCGAGUAAUUGUGGCGAGGUGUUGCGCAUCCGCCGUGUGCUGAUGAACUCACCGGAGAUCGUCUCCAUUGGGUUGGUAUGGGACUCUGACCACUCUGACCUGGCUGAGGACGUCAUACACAGCCUGGGCACCUGCCUGCGCCUGGGAGAUUUGUUCUACCGUGUGACAGAGGAGCGGGCUCGCCAGGCAGAGCUCUACUUGGUGGGUAUGGUGUGCUACUACGGCAAGCACUACUCCACCUUCUUCUUCCAGACCAAGAUACGCAAAUGGAUGUACUUCGACGAUGCCCACGUCAAAGAGAUCGGCCCUAAGUGGAAGGACGUGGUGUCCCGCUGUAUCAAAGGCCAUUAUCAGCCCCUGCUGCUACUUUACGCUGACCCCCGCGGGACGCCGGUGAUACUGCAGGAGAGCGCCGGCGCCGACCCGCCGCUGGAGAUCCAGCACUGCAGCAGCAAGGCCGGCUACGACAGCGAAGACUCGGGUCGGGAGCCGUCCAUUUCCAGCGACACCCGCACGGACUCGUCGACCGACAGCUGCAGCCACCGCGCCUACCGCAGCCGGCCCUUGCACCAGUCUACGGGCAGCCACCUAUCCAGCGACUCUCAGACCACCGUGGUCUGCAACUACGAUCUUGGAACGCCGCCGCACGCUGCCGACGCGGGAGAGUCAGCAGUGGAGGGUCCUCACCGGCCUCCCUCUCCCCCCCUGCAGGAGUACAAGGAGACGGCCGUCUUCCUGCUCUCCUCACGGCGGCCGCUCACCUCUUCCUCGUCCUCUUCUCGGCCACUGUCCUCCUCCUCCUCUUCGGGGGUGGGAGGGUGCGAGGGCGGCGUCGGGGGACCUCACUGGGAGGAUGAGAGCACCAGCAGCGAGAGCAAGUCCAGUUCUUCUGGCGGCUGCUACCGGCCCACCUGGAGGCCCCGGAGAGAAGCCCUGAACAUCGACAGCAUCUUCUCGGGCCAAAGCCAGCGGAUCUGCUCUAAGGGUUACCACACCCUGCCGGGACCCUCUCACCCGCCGCCGCUCCAGUCACCCUCACCCUGCGUGCGGCCCACCACCCCAACGCCGCGGAGCUCGCAACUUACCGAGGGCAGGCAGGUUGCGGAGGUGGAGGCGAGAUUCGGACCGGUUGGGCAGCCCAGAACUCUGGGACGGAUGAUGGGCCCCCCUGCCCCGACGCCUCUGAGGGGGGUUGAGCACCAGCCUCGCCUGAUCCAGAGGAUGGAGAGCGGCUACGAGAGCAGCGAGAGGAACAGCAGCAGCCCUGUCAGGGAGGUGGGCCAACAGAAACGGGCGCUGAUGUCCGGACCGUCAUGGCGCUCGGUGCCCAAGUCAAAGAGCAGCGGUGCUAUUCUGCAGGAGUUGCCCUCGCCGAGCUGGGGUAACGCCAUCAGGCCUGUCUCAGGGCGCAGCGAGCUGGACGAGCUACAGGAGGAGGUGGCCAGGAGAGCCCGCCAGCAGGAGCAGCAGAAGCGCAAGGAGGCAGAACAGGAGGCGGCCAUGGGCUUCAACCCCAAACCCAGCAAAUUCAUGGACCUGGAUCAGCUCCAGCACCAGGCUGUACUCAGACCCCUGCAUGAGGCCAGCGCUCCUAGCGGCUCAUCUGUAGCCGCCGCGUGCAUGAGGAGCGCUGGCGGCCCGCUCAGAGGCAGGCCGGAACAGGAAGUGCAGCAACGGGAGUCAGGAGGCGCCCCUCGCCCACAGGGGCCUCGCAGUGAACAGCCUGACUCGGUCCAAGUACUGCUGACGCCCAAUCAGGGGGAGGAAGAGGACCCGGUGGCCAAUCAGGAUGCAGCUCAGAGCCAGGCCCCGCCCCCUCUGCCUCCACCUCCACCCUACCGCCACACAGUGGCUCCCCCUCGUCCGGCGCUCACUCUCAGCAUCGCUCACCCGUGCGCCCCCUCCAAUGACGUCGGUGGGGGGGUGAGGCUGUGCGAGUUGCUCCAGGCCGGGGGGGUGAGCGUCAGACCCUUGGGGAGGCACUUGGCCAUUUCCCUUCCAUCCCUCCCGCUGCGCUUUUGGGAGACGCCCGUAACGCUCCCUCCUCCUCCUCUGCCGCCGCCUCCCGUCACCAAACCUGUCACGCCUCUCUGGCAGCCCCCUCAGCCCGGUUCCACCUCAACCCCUCAACGUUGGCUGCCCUCCGACGGAGCCACCCGCCAUUGGUCCUCUUGGAGUCUAGACCGUCCCGACGCAAUGGUGACGCCCUACGACACCCCACCGGACCGCUACGCUGCCAUCCCGUCGCAAGCACCCAGGGCCGGUCGCCAGCCCGCUCGAGGGAACUACGGCUCCCAACGUGCCUCGGGGCAACAUGGCGAUCCCACCAGCUGGGAGCGUGAGGAGCCCGAGAUAACAGAGCUUACAGAGCUUGACACCCUUUACCAGGCCAGUCUGCAGGCUGGGAGGACAGGCUGCAGCCCGUCAGAGCGGCUCAUCUCCAGGGUGGGAGGGCAAGCUCGCUCCAGAACCCCCAACGCAGACAUGGAGAGGAGCGUGUUUGGGCCGGACGGCGCCAGCACCCCCACCUACCUCAACAAGCCGAUGAUGUUGCAGGGUCUGCGUUUGGGGGCGGGGCCAGAUGUCGAGGGGGACAACCCCAGGAGAAUGGGACGGAGCCUGAGUGGCACUGUGGUGGUGACCCCGCGCCACGCCCGCCUGACCGCCACCCGCAGCUUUGAGCUGUCAGGCAGUGCCGGGAGUUUCUGGCUGUGUCUGACGGGGGUCAAACUGUCCUCUGGCCAGGGUCCCGCUCGGCCUCACUAAUCUCUAACGGCAUCCCGGAUGCGCACGCCUCAACGGGCCUGGAUCGGACGGACGACCCUCCUCCCGCGGGGACGCCGCUCAUACGCAAACAUGCACACACGCACACCCCCCGCAGCGCAAAGUAGAGCUCACCCCCCUGCUUCUGCCCCUCCCCAACGCCCCGCCCUCACCUUUCUCGCCCCACUAUUCUGUCUAUGCAGUCACUCUUGACCCCCGAAAACCUCAAACCUCUCCUGUUGUUGCUCCCCUUUCGACACUUUGGAGGUCGGGCGCGGGGACUCUCAGAGUAGCCACGCCUCUUCCUCUUUCUCCACGGGCAUUUCCUGGCGGACGCACACACGUAGCAGCGGAACUGUUUUUCUGUUAGACAGCCAUAUUUUCUCUUUUUGUUGUUGCCCCUCCCCCUGAGGCCGUGUACAGAACAUAUAUGAACUCUGUAGCAACUAAGACCUUCUGGAAUGUUUGUGACUAUUCAACAUCUAAGUGAGGGGGUGCACUUCACAAGUGUCGGAGCGGGAUGUAUUUUUGCCCCUCGAACGCCGCCCUCCUCCUCUUUCCGACUUUUUUCGCCGCUAGCUCACCUACCUGACAUGACAGUUCUCCCGUUUCUACCGGGAACUUGAACAA
This is a messenger RNA of Hippocampus comes (tiger tail seahorse), 4572 nucleotides long. RefSeq names its product ubiquitin specific peptidase 54b (gene usp54b). The coding region runs from base 496 to 3945 and encodes 1149 amino acids. Gene Ontology annotation, molecular function: cysteine-type deubiquitinase activity. The transcript has 20 exons. NCBI's taxonomy places the organism in Eukaryota, Metazoa, Chordata, Actinopteri, Syngnathiformes, Syngnathidae. The record is from RefSeq and is a predicted model, not a curated record. Gene Ontology annotation, biological process: protein deubiquitination.